AUGGAAAUUUAUCGAGAUACGGUACCAUUCACAAUAUCUCCAUUUGGAUGCAUGGCGUCACUUCGAACUUUGCAAUCGUACGGAACGGAAAUAAAUAAUACUAUGGAUAACAAUACUUUUACUGGUGGCAGCAGUUGUGUGUAUUUUAUUAAAAAGACAAAAAAACCUAAGAGAAGGUGGAUGAAGGAUUGGUUGAAACAAAGAAAUACUUUUACACAUACCAACUUAUUGUCUGAAUUGUCUCUAAAGCCUACUGAUUGGAGAAACUUCUUAAGAAUGGACGAACAGACGUAUUUCAAAUUACUUGGACUUGUGACGCCAAUAAUAAAAAAACAAGAUACUAAUAUGAGGCAAGCCAUAACUGCUCACGAAAGGCUAUGUGCUACACUUCGUUUUUUACCAGCUUCUUACAUAAAGCACAAAGAAAGAGGGAAGAAAGACAGACGAGCGAUCGCCUCAGCAACUAUGCUAUUAAGGCCUUUUUUGCAUGUUAUUGAGGCCUUUCACCUGGAACUGGCGAGAGACUUACCUGGGUCAACUAUUUCAAUAGGAGGAGAAGAGAAGAAGGCGAAAAUUACUUCUAAUAUGGAAAUAACAUCACUUGACACAGAUCUCGCCACUCAUGUAUCUCAAGGAACAGAAGAUGCUACUAAAUGGAAUGAGUGUCUUUCCCCAGCAAUAUUUUAUCUAAUGCAUCAUUACUUUUUUGAUCCAUCUAUAAGGAGAAAGAUGCUUCAUCUUGUCCAUUCCAAGUAUGGGGCUUUAUUCUGUCAAAUUAGCAAGUAUGGUCACAUGUUCCAAUCGUGGAAAAUGAUCCAAAUAGGUCCUGGCCCUAUAGUUAAAAAUAAUACUCAUUACACUAGACUGUCCUGGAUUGAUGAACAUAUGGCCUCAAUGAAUGAGAGAACGAAAGAAUGGUAUGAGAAAUUAAAGGACUAUAUAACUGAUGACCGUAGAUAUUUGAGAUCUAGCCCUGGAAUGUUAAUGGGAAUGUUGAACGCAGCAAGCACUACUAUAGGACUACUACCCAUGAAUCUGAAUAUGCCGAUCGAAGAUGUCCUUACCAACACCCGCUCCAGCAGCCGAGCAACCCAGAGUGGUUGA
Molecule: messenger RNA, 1104 nt
Organism: Pieris macdunnoughi
Lineage: Eukaryota; Metazoa; Arthropoda; Insecta; Lepidoptera; Pieridae
Source: the annotation of a GenBank genome assembly